AUGGAGAAACUUAAUACAUUCAAGUGCCACUUCACUUGGGACCUAAAGAAGGAGGAUGCUGAUCUUAAUUACCUGGACAUCAAAUUCACUGAGCAUCUGACAGUUCAAACUGAACGUGAAGGCAAUAUCAGACAGAGAGAAUUAAAUUUUUUGGCCUACAUUAAACAUCUGCAGGGCUUUACUGACAAAGCUCUUGAGUGUUUGGAAAAAGCAAAGCAGGAACACAGUGAUUGCGCCACCUGUGUAGUCACAUAUGGAAAUUUAGCUUGGUUGCACCAUCAUAUGGCUGAUGAUUCCCUGGUCAAAGUUUACGAGGAAAAACUGGCAGAAAUUUUAGAAUCAUUACCCACUUCAGAAAUUAAGUGGCUCCGAGAGGUCCAAAGUGAAAAGUCUUGGUCUCUUCUAUGGUUUUCAAAAAAGUACUAUGACCGAGCCAAAGAAAGCUUUCUCGAGGCUCUUCAGAAAGAGCCGUAUGACAAGGAAUGGAACACUGGCUAUGCCUUCUCUCUUUUUCAUCUGGAAGGCCAGGAGAUCAGAGAGGACAAGCGUGUGCCAUUUGAAGAGUCCCUUUCAGUAAGCCAGCUAAAGAAAGCCUUGAAACUGGAGCCAGACAAUGCCAUGAUCUGUGUCUACCUGGGCCUCAAGUGCUACAGGAACAAGAGAAAUUCUGAAGCCUGGCUGCACAUGCGGAAAGCACUGGAUAUGGCUCCAUUUGACUUGAGUGUUGUUUUGCAUGUGGCUAAGUUUAUGAAGAAGGAACAGUGUUAUGACAUGGCAUUGAAAGUGCUGCAAACAAUGCUAGAUAAAGCACCAGACUCAUCACGCUUGCAUCAUGAAAUUGCCAACAAUUACAGAUGGAAAGCCUGGCAGAUAAAAGACACACACAACCCAAAGCUUCUGAGUCUUUGCAUCCACCAUCUAGAGGAGGGAGGCCGUCUGAAUCCAUAUUUUAUCUACCCACAGAUUGAGUUAGCGCUUAGAUAUGCUGAAGUUAAGAAAUAUGCUCCAGCAAAGCAGAAGUUUGAGGAGCUGUUUGCUCGUCCAAACCUGACACCAGCUGAUCUUCAGGCCUGGCAUCGCUAUUAUGGAGACUUCAACAUGUACCACCUGGGCUCAGAGGCAACAGCGGUCAAGCAUUACAAAGAGGGCAUGGCAAUGAAAAGAGUAUCCACUGAAUGGAGGACCUGCAAAAACAGACUCUUCAAAGUCCUUCACAAUUCCAAAAAGGAUGUAUACGACAUUCAAGAGUUUAUAACUUCUUUAGAGGACAGGAGAUAUUGA
Trichomycterus rosablanca is the source of this 1281-nucleotide messenger RNA. It is a transcript of the gene ifit8, whose product is annotated as interferon-induced protein with tetratricopeptide repeats 8. Lineage: Eukaryota; Metazoa; Chordata; Actinopteri; Siluriformes; Trichomycteridae. Gene Ontology annotation, biological process: defense response to virus. The record is from RefSeq and is a predicted model, not a curated record. The transcript has a single exon. Gene Ontology annotation, molecular function: protein binding. Bases 1 to 1281 code for a protein of 426 amino acids. Gene Ontology annotation, cellular component: cytosol.